Messenger RNA from Vitis riparia (riverbank grape), 658 nucleotides. RefSeq lists its product as uncharacterized. The record is from RefSeq and is a predicted model, not a curated record. The coding region runs from base 53 to 658 and encodes 201 amino acids. The transcript has 4 exons. NCBI's taxonomy places the organism in Eukaryota, Viridiplantae, Streptophyta, Magnoliopsida, Vitales, Vitaceae.
GUUUAUAAUUGAUUUUACUCAAGAUCAUGUGAAAAAGGCUAUAGAAGGCAAAAUGGCUGCAAGAUACAGAGAUCACAGAAACAAGUGCCACAAGCAUUUCAAGAAGUACCCAACAAUAGCUUUGGCAAAGCAGAAUCCAUAUAAGCAUGUUAGUGAUCAAAAGCAGUGGGAUUGGUUAUGUGAUAGAUUUGCCUCAGAAAAAUUCCAGCGACGCUCAACAUUGAACACUGAAAACAGAAUGAAGUUACCUUUUACUCAUCGAGGUGGAUCACGGUCCUUUGUACAACAUGUGGAAGAAUUGGCACGACACACCGGACAAGCGCCAGGACAAAUAGAACUUUUCAAGUUAAUGCAUUGGACUUCUCAAAAUGGUUGGAUAAACCAAGAAGCAGAGGCUUCUUAUGAAAAAAUGUUAGAAUUGCAAAAGCAACCAGUGCCAGAAGGUGGUCAAGCCUUGAAAGAGGCUGAAAUAUGUGUUCAAGUGUUAGGGUCAAGAUCUGGAUAUAUCAAGGGCUUAGGUCAUGGCCCUCGACCACCCUCAUCCUCAUCGAAAUCUACACAUAAGUCACAUCGAGAGAUAGAAUUGGAGAAUGAGCUUAAAGCAACACGAGAGCUUUUACAAAGUCAAGAGACUCGAAUCCAGCACCAGCAGUCCUAG